Hippocampus comes (tiger tail seahorse) is the source of this 1585-nucleotide messenger RNA. It is a transcript of the gene tspan3a, whose product is annotated as tetraspanin 3a. NCBI's taxonomy places the organism in Eukaryota, Metazoa, Chordata, Actinopteri, Syngnathiformes, Syngnathidae. The coding region runs from base 114 to 878 and encodes 254 amino acids. The record is from RefSeq and is a predicted model, not a curated record. Gene Ontology annotation, cellular component: plasma membrane. The transcript is spliced from 7 exons.
ACGCCAACGUUCCCAAUUUCCUACACAGUCGAGCCAAUGGAGUGAAAGGGGUUAUGUCUUUGUCCAAAAUAACGUCUUAAAACCAAGCACAAGCGUAAAUACCAGCGUUGGCCAUGGGCCAGUGUGGUAUCACUUCGUCAAAGACCGUGUUGGUCUUUCUGAACCUCAUAUUUUGGGCGGCCGCCGGCAUCCUCUGCUAUGCCGGCGCAUACGUGUUCAUCACAUACGAUGACUACGACCACUUUUUCGAAGACGUGUACACGCUGAUCCCGGCCGUCGUCAUCAUUGCGGCUGGAGCGCUCCUCUUCAUCAUCGGCCUCAUCGGAUGCUGCGCCACCGUGAGAGAGAGCCACUGUGGACUCAUGACGUUUGUCAUCAUUCUGCUGGUGGUUUUCAUGACCGAAGUAGCCGUUGUGGUUCUGGGAUAUAUUUACAGAGCAAAGGUUGAAGACGACGUGAAUAGUUCCAUCCAUGAAGUAUAUAACGAGUACAACGGCACCAACAGCAAUGCACAGAGCCGUGCCAUUGACUACCUUCAGAGACAGCUCCAGUGCUGCGGCAUUCGCAAUUACUCGGACUGGCAGUACACACGUUGGUUUGACGCAUCCAAGAACAACAGCGUGCCUAUCAGCUGUUGCAACACAAAAGUCGGUGGACUCUGCACAGGGUCCCUCACUCGUCCUGAAGAACUCUACCAAGAAGGCUGUGAGGCGCUCGUUGUGAAGAAGUUAAAAGAGAUUAUGAUGUACAUCAUUUGGACUGCGCUGAUUUUUGCUGUCAUCCAGAUUCUGGGGAUGUUGUCGGCAUGUGUCGUGCUGUGUCGCAGAAGAAGCGAUCCCGCCUACCAGCUCCUCAUCACAGGAGGCACCUAUGCUUAAGUAUCACCUGCUCAGACGCAUUGGUGAAUACAUUACCACACAAACAUUAAGACACUGAAGCUGCAUUUUUUUUUUCUUCCCCCGCAUAGUUGUCCAACUUCUUCCAAUGGUAGCUGAGAAUGUAUGAUUACACUUUUAGACGCAAACCAAACUGUACUGUAUGGAAGAUGUGCACAGGGUGAUUUCCUCUUUAAUUUGCACAAUGUGUAAAUGACCGGUAGACCACAUUAUGAAACGUUGCAGUGAAUUUCAGCAUGAACACGAAGUAAUAGUAACGUCUCCGUUUUCCAAUCCUCAUCUUCGUAUGUAAGUUACCUUUUCCAUAUGUAACGCAUAUAUAUCUUUCGCUUGUGUUCGCUUGAGUGUAGUUCGAUUUUGUCCCUGCUGACCACCAGAGGCAGUGCCCAACAGCAUGGAAUGUCCAUAGUUUUAGAUUUUUUUUUUUUCCAUUUUGUAGCGACUGACUCCUAAGAUUGUAAUUAAAUUGUAAAGGAGUGUAGUGACUUGGGUUAUUGCAUUAUGGUUUCAGAAAUUCCAGAGACACGAGUAGCUGAUGCUGUUGGCUUUUAUAGAAGGGCAGCUGGUAUUUUUACAAGACAGGUCAGGACACUUCUCAUUAGGAAGGCCCUGCUAAAUUAAAUACACUAUGAAUAUGGUAUUAUUUAAGAUUUUAAUACAUGUGAGAAAUAAAAACUACAUUAUUCACA